CAAUCAGUGGGCGUUGGUGCAGGCGGCGACAUGCCAGCUGCGCUACAUCCGGAAGUGUUCCCCGUCGUCUGCUCUCUUGGCGCCCAGCACAGACCCAGACGGCCUGCCCGCCUACAUCCGGGGCCUGUGUGAAACCAAAGGGUUCAACAACAGCUGUUUCGACACGCUGAAGAAGGAGCUCACGGUGUGUAGUAGGGCGUACGUACAGAGACAGGUGGAGGUGGGCCAGGUCAAGGACAUCUGUCAGACGAUGGUGGAUCAGGGCGGAGUGUGUGCCAGGGAGGUGCUGCGGCCCUGCGGUGACCUCACCGUGGACACAGUGGUCAAACACAUCCCCAACAGCCUCCCGGCCAAGUGUGUCAAACAGUUGCGUCAUCAGCUGCCCUCGCUGUUGUAGUGGGACUGUUUGUUUGUUUUGUGUGUUUGUUUGAGUAAAGAGAAGCACAUCAACAGUA
Aplysia californica (California sea hare) is the source of this 455-nucleotide messenger RNA. RefSeq lists its product as uncharacterized. The record is from RefSeq and is a predicted model, not a curated record. NCBI's taxonomy places the organism in Eukaryota, Metazoa, Mollusca, Gastropoda, Aplysiida, Aplysiidae.